AUGUACUCAAGCUGGGGUCUUUUGGUUUCCGCAGCUGAGGUGUUUGACAAAAUGCCGCACACAAGUAUUGUUACUUGGAAUGUUUUUAUUAAUGGUUUGAUUAAAUGGGGUCAGCUGGAUUUCGCUCGCUCCGUGUUUGAUCGGAUGUUGAUUCGGAGUGUGGUCUCGUGGACUCUUGUUAUUGAUGGGUAUACGAGAGUGAAUAAGCCUUUGAAAGCUUUGGCCUUGUUUAGGAAAAUGGUUGAGGUUGAUGGUAUAGAGCCGAAUGAGGUUACUCUUUUGACUGUUUUUCCUGCUAUUGCUAGUCUUGGGGAUAUCAAGAUGUGUAGGUCUGUUCAUGGGUGUGUGGAGAAGAGAGGGUUUAACGCGGUUGAUAUAAGGAUUGUGAAUUCGUUGAUUGAUUUGUAUGCCAAGUGUGGAUGUAUAGAGAGUGCGAGUAGAUUGUUCUCGGAGAUGCCUGAGUGGAGGAAGAAUUUGGUGUCGUGGAAUUCUGUUAUAUCUGGUUUUGCUAUAUUUGGGAUGGUGAGGGAGGCUGUGGAGACUUUUGAAAGAAUGGAGAAGGCUGGGGUGCGGCCGAAUCAUGUGGCGUUUCUUAGUGUUUUGAGUGCUUGUAGUCACGGGGGAUUGGUGGAGGAGGGGCUUGAGUUUUUCGGUAAAAUGGUGAAUGAUUAUGGGCUUGUGCCGGAUGUUAAACACUAUGGUUGUGUGAUAGAUAUGCUUGGGAGAGCUGGGAGGUUGGAAGAAGCUGAAAAGGUUGCCUUGCAGGUUCCCCGUGAGGUUGCAAAUGAUGUUAUUUGGAGGACACUUCUUGGAGCUUGCAGUGUUCAUGAUAAUGUUGAAAUUGGUCAGAGGGUGACCAAGAAGAUACUGGAGAUGGAGAAAGGGCAUGGCGGUGAUUAUGUUCUAAUGUCCAAUAUUUUGGCAGGUGUUGGGAGAUUCAAGGAUGUCGAGAGAUUAAGAGAAAUGAUAGAUAAGAGAAAUGCCUUUAAACUCCCAGGCUAUAGUUUAGUCUAA
This is a messenger RNA of Vicia faba (fava bean), 1014 nucleotides long. NCBI's taxonomy places the organism in Eukaryota, Viridiplantae, Streptophyta, Magnoliopsida, Fabales, Fabaceae. The record is from the annotation of a GenBank genome assembly.